AUGGAGGUAGAGCUCCAGCAGAAGUUGUUGCAAGAUGCACAAUCUACCGACGACAUGGUCCGUUUACUGAGCCAAGAGAUUGCAUUAUUUCAACGCUGUAUGUACAAAAACCAUAGCCAGCACCGUCGCGCUUUUUUCUUUCAGAAUUUGCAGCACGUGAAGCGAUUACUGCGCGAUUUUCAUGUGAAUACGGUCACUACCACAUUUGCAGAGAUUGCAGCCGUAUUGAAACAAAUGGAGUUGAAACCAGGAGCAAACCAUAUCGCAUGGAAAGUGCUAGCUUCAGAUUUGAAGAUCAGUACAGACGCUGCGUUGCGGAAGCUCGUGACUGUUGCUACAGCUGCUGCAGAAGUGAUCUGUGCAGCUCAGAAGGCGUACAAAGGCUUGAUAGUACAGUUCACGAUGACGUACUUCAUGCCGUUUGUUUUAGUGAUGAAUAGCAUCCUGGCACGACUGACCAUUCUGUUCAAGACGAUGCUUGUUCGAACCAUUGAACUUCAUGGUGGCAUCACACUGCUGUAUUUAAACGAGGUGACCAAAUCCAAUCCGCUUCGUGCUAAGGUCACAGCCGUUCAGCUCCGCGGAUACAAGAUUCCUAGUGCCGUCUUGCAGAUCGCAAACGCGUAG
Peronospora belbahrii is the source of this 627-nucleotide messenger RNA. Lineage: Eukaryota; Oomycota; Peronosporomycetes; Peronosporales; Peronosporaceae. The record is from the annotation of a GenBank genome assembly.